This is a messenger RNA of Penicillium paradoxum, 1596 nucleotides long. Its product is annotated as F-box protein. The record is from RefSeq and is a predicted model, not a curated record. NCBI's taxonomy places the organism in Eukaryota, Fungi, Ascomycota, Eurotiomycetes, Eurotiales, Aspergillaceae. The transcript has a single exon. Bases 1 to 1596 code for a protein of 531 amino acids. Gene Ontology annotation, molecular function: protein binding.
AUGAAGCCUGAUCCUGUGUCUCUUGGAUCUCUACCUGUGGAGAUUUUGUGCUCAAUCUUUCGUCUUCUGGACCCUAUUGGCCUCAUAUCCAUCAGCCAGACUAACUCCAAGUUCCGAGCAGUCAUUCAGCCAAAUCGGACUCAUCUACUCGAGAGGUUACUCGAACUGGAAUGUAUGGAAGAAUUUGGAGGGGUUACACCCCUCUUCCGUUCGAUGGACAACUGCAUCGUCCCUGAGUUCACAGACAAAGAAUGGGAUUCUAUGCGCUGGACUUGUAGCGUUUGUCUCCGGAUGCUUCCACAUCAAGCCUUUAAUAAUCAUUAUUUACUGCGACUGCAGUACCGCAAACCAAUACCAGGCUCUUCGGCAGCGAACUCUUACACGAGCUGGGAGUCAACAGGAUAUAGGAAACUUCACAAUCGGUAUGAUCUCCACAAACAGCUCCAAGUGUUCAAGGAGAAGGAUCGGAAGAUACGACGUCGAUAUGACCUCUCAUCCAAGUCCAACAGGAUGCCAUUGCACGGGACUCGCGACAUGCGCGAAAGACUCGCCGGAUUUCAGGACAGCGGAAUGAUUACAUUCCAAGGCUUCACUGUGGAUGAAUACGUGUGCAUCACAGCAGAAGAAGAACAGGCUCUUCUAAACCAUGAAGCGCGCCUCAUUGAGCGAGAGCGUUGCGGAUUCAAGCGCCACUUGCGCAAGUGCAACGAAUGCUAUUUCCAGAGUGGCAGCAUCUCUUGUGUGGCCAACAGAGUUGGAGAAUCCAUAUAUCGAGGCACAACGAAGGUCCCCAUAGUGGUGAGCCGUCAUGUGCCAUUUGCUACUGCCUUCGAUCGAAGUUUCCCGGGUAUUUCCGCCAUAAUGAGCAGUGUGAGACCGACAACCAAUGCGCCUGUUCAACGGAUCCAUCGCGAAAACGCUUCUGACUGUCUUUGGACUAUGUAUAUGGUUCGAUGCCCACGCUGUUCACAUUGGCAGGAAUUACGUGCAUUUCGUGUUGGUCCUACUUUCCCCCAUUGGGCACCGCAUAUCUCUGCCGCUGAUCGUUAUCGUAAUUGGGACGGAACUGAGAUCACUGGAUCUUUCAUUGAUGGCUUAUCCUGUAACCACUGUUUUGCCAAAGAUUGUGGGCGUGAAAAGCUUCGCAAGAUUCUCCUCGAUUGGUUGGACAGCAGCUUGACUGGGCAUCGACUGGAGCUAGGGUAUCUGCUUAUAGGUGGCUGGGGGAGGCUUCUCAGACAAAUUAAACAUGAUAAGAAGUUGGGUGCCAAUAUCGGAAUUGCAAAAGUCGUCUCAAGCAUCCGGGAUUUUGUUGAAAGAGUUGAGAAGGACCGCCUUUUCGAUAUUCCCCUCGCUGACCUCCCAAGGCUGAGAUUGCGCUUUUGUGAAUGGAUUGCGGUGAAGAAAGACUUAGGGGCCGAAGAGUUAGGAGCCUUGCGCGAAAAUGCCUGGGAUGCGUUGUGGGAAAACAACUAUGAUGUGAUUGAGGAACACUUCAUUUGGAUGAUCAACUGCCAAAGGGAGAUGUUUGAGCGGGACAAGGGUGAUGCUUUAGUUGACUGGGCACUAAACCGAGAUGGACGUGCCCUAACUUGA